CUGGGCUUCCCCUGCAACCAGUUCGGCUUCCAGGAGAACGGCACCAACGAGGAGAUCCUCAACAUCCUGAAGCACGUGCGGCCGGGGGGCGGCUUUGAGCCCAACUUCACCCUGUUCCAGAAGUGCCAGGUGAACGGGACGGACACUCACCCUGUCUUUGCCUACCUGAAGCUCCAUCUCCCUACUCCGGCCGACGAGGCAGCGACCCUCAUGUCGGAGCCGCGGUUCCUGUCCUGGAGCCCUGUCCGGCGCUCCGACAUCUCCUGGAACUUCGAGAAGUUCCUGGUGGGGCCUGAGGGGGAACCGUUCCGGCGCUACAGCCCCCGCAUGGCCACUGCUCAGCUGGAGCCCGACAUCCAGCGGCUCCUCAAGCUGGCCAAAUAG
This is a messenger RNA of Nestor notabilis (Kea), 384 nucleotides long. RefSeq names its product glutathione peroxidase 2 (gastrointestinal) (gene GPX2). Gene Ontology annotation, biological process: response to oxidative stress. Gene Ontology annotation, molecular function: glutathione peroxidase activity. The annotation marks the transcript as partial. The record is from RefSeq and is a predicted model, not a curated record. Lineage: Eukaryota; Metazoa; Chordata; Aves; Psittaciformes; Psittacidae. The transcript is spliced from 2 exons.